UCCUCGGCGGCUCCCCCUGAUCUCCCUCCCGAUCGCCACUCCCCGCCCUCCGAGCUCGCGGGCCGCGGCAGCUAUGCAACGCAUCGCCGGCAGCCACCUCCGCCGCGCUCUCAAGCAACAUGGUUCUAGCAGGUUUGCUAGUACAAGUGUUGUGAAGCAGUCUUCUGGUGGUUUAUUUGGUUGGCUUCUUGGGGGGAAGCCAACCCAGCUUCCAACUCUUGAUGUCCCUCUCCCAGGCAUCACCCUUCCUCCAGCACUUCCAGACUUUGUAGAGCCAGCUAAGACAAAAGUUACCACUCUCCCUAAUGGCAUCAAAAUUGCUUCACAAACAUCAAUGAGUCCAGCUGCAACAGUGGGAUUGUAUAUUGAUUGUGGUUCUAUGUAUGAAACACCUGAGUCAUCUGGAGCAUCACAUUUACUUGAGAGGAUGGCAUUCAAGAGCACCACGAAUAGGAGUCAUUUGCGGCUAGUACGUGAGGUAGAAUCCAUUGGAGGGAAUGUCUCCGCGUCAGCUUGUCGCGAACAAAUGUCCUAUACCUAUGAUGCAUUCAAGGCCUAUGUACCCGAAAUGGUUGAAGUGCUUAUCGAUAGUGUGAGGAAUCCAGUAUUUUUUGAUUGGGAGAUUAAAGAGCAGCUGCAGAAGAUCAAAGCUGAAAUAGCCGAAGUUUCUAAUAAUCCUCAAGGUUUACUUAUAGAGGCACUCCAUUCUGCUGCCUAUUCUGGGGCACUGGCAAAGCCUCUGAUGGCACCAGAAUCUGCUAUACAUAGAUUGGACAGUAGCAUUCUUAAGGAAUUCAUUUUUGAAAACUACACAGCGCCCAGGAUGAUCCUUGCGGCAUCAGGAGUUGAACAUGACGUGUUAGUAUCAGUUGCUGAGCCACUUUUGUCCGACCUUCCUGGUGUGAAGCGUCCAGAAGAGCCAAAAUCAGUUUAUGUGGGAGGAGACUAUCGAUGUCAAGCGGACUCUCAAGACACACAUGUUGCUCUUGCCUUUGAAGUGCCAGGUGGAUGGUAUGAAGAGAAAACAGCUGUAGUUGUUACUGUCCUUCAGAUGCUCAUGGGGGGAGGUGGUUCUUUCUCUGCUGGUGGUCCUGGGAAGGGCAUGCAUUCUCGACUAUAUCUCAGGAUAUUGAACCACUACCAUCAGAUUGAAUCAUUCUCUGCCUUCAACAGUAUAUACAACCAUUCUGGUCUUUUUGGAAUUCUUGCGACAACUAGCCCAGAUUUUGCCUCAAAGGCUGUGGAUUUGGCAGUAGGAGAACUUCUUGAAAUUGCUACUCCUGGAAACGUUACACAAGAAGAGCUUGAUCGAGCUAAACAGGCGACGAAGUCUGCAGUUUUGAUGAACUUGGAAUCAAGAGCUGUAGCAUGUGAAGACAUCGGGAGACAGAUUUUGACUUAUGGUGAAAGGAAACCCAUCGAGCACUUCUUGAAGGAUCUUGAAGCAAUCACUUUGAAUGACAUUUCUUCAACCGCUAAGAACAUUAUUUCUUCACCCCUGACAAUGGCAUCGUGGGGCGAUGUUAUUCAUGUCCCAAGCUACGAGUCUGUUAGUCGGAAAUUUCACUCAAAGUGAGCAAAAUUAUAUCGCGUAGUUUCCGCAUGACAUGUUCCGGCUGUAUUAGAUGUGUAGAAAUGUACAUGUGUAACUAUUCUGGCAAUAGCCCUAACUACAGAAUCGACCGAAUAAAUUCUUUCACUUA
Lolium rigidum is the source of this 1703-nucleotide messenger RNA. Its product is annotated as mitochondrial-processing peptidase subunit alpha-like. Gene Ontology annotation, cellular component: mitochondrion. Gene Ontology annotation, molecular function: metal ion binding; metalloendopeptidase activity. Lineage: Eukaryota; Viridiplantae; Streptophyta; Magnoliopsida; Poales; Poaceae. Bases 74 to 1576 code for a protein of 500 amino acids. Gene Ontology annotation, biological process: proteolysis. The record is from RefSeq and is a predicted model, not a curated record. The transcript is spliced from 13 exons.